UCGUCGUACAAACAAAUUUUUAUUUUCGGAUUUUUCAAUUACGUUUUCAUUUAUUUUUAAGUAUUAAGUUUGCGUGCACUCAAAAACAAAAACAAAACUAAAAAACAAAAAUAAACAAAAAGGAAACAAAAAGCAACCAAAAUCAGCAACUAAAACUCGAACAAAAUCAUAAGGAAAUUCUUACCCAGAAAGCAGUUGAUAGAUCGUGUGUCCAAGCAUCGAAUCAAAAAGAAACUCAUUCAGACCAAAAGGAAUCGAACCACAUUUACCGGCUUCCAAAGAACGAUUCUCAAGUGUUUUUUCGCCGUCUCUCCAAAAGUCUCGACUAAACUCUCAACCGGCAGGAACUCUCGACGAUUCUCAGUUUGUUUUUUGUUUGAACUUGUUUGCCCUCCCACAACACAAAAACUCAUCAGUCCAUUUUGUUUGUUAACGUAAUACCAAAAAUGUAACGAACUAUAAUUAAAAACAAAAAAAGAACAAGAAAAUUACGUAAAAGUCGCGAACAAAUUGAAUAAAAGACACCAAAUGAACAAAGACACAAGUUACAAAAUUCAAAUGUAAAAUCAAAAGUACAAAGCAAAAAGAUUGUUGGCAACAUUUUUAUAAGUAUAUAUACGUAUUAUUAUGAUUUGUAUAUAUUUUUUAUACGAACUCGAAACUACAGAGUCCAAAACUCAAUUUUGAUACGCAGAAUUGCUCAUGUGAUGCUCCGAAUCCUCCGACGGGUUACACCAUAUCGAGAAGUUAUCCAAUGAGAAAGCCGCUUAAAUUUUGGAGGAUCUAUGAUGGACGACAGAGAAAAAUAACGCUUUGUUUGUGAAAGAUUUUUUGAGCGCAAGCAAGGAUUAUUAAAACGAAAAACCAAGCCAAACCAACUAAAACCCAAAACGACAAAAAUCGACAAAAAAUCGACAAAACGAAAAACGAAAAAUAAAUCUCAAGAAUCCAUUCGCAAGUUUUCGGGCAAAGCAUCGAAAACACACUUUUGAGAAUCAAAUCAAAGCGAAAACCGAAAAACACACUGGAAAGGAGCAGCAAAGACCUGGAGAACGAGAACGGUAGUCAAACGAAGGGAAAUACAAAUCAAAUCUAAAUAAAAUUAAAUGCAAAGGACAUUCGCAUGUGUGUGGUGGUGGAAAGAAAAUUCAAAACAAAAUUCACAAUUAGAAAACGCAGGAAAAAACGUAGAAAACGCAGACACAAAAUCAAGAGUGCCAGCAGCAACAGCAGCAACAACAGCAACAAACUGUCAACAGCGGGAAGAAUUUUGAACUGGAACAUUUCGACCAAAAAGUUGGGCGACAGCAAAAUUUCAACGUUUGGCGCACUACAACACAGCAGCAGCAACAGCAACAGCAGCCACAGCAGCAACAGCAGCAACAGCAGCAAGGACAUCGCGGCCAGGCAGCCAGAAUUGCAGGAGCAAGCGGUUUUGAAAGCGCAGCAGCAACACACAUCGAUAGCCACAGCCCCUUCGUCUCACACGGACUAGGACUAGGACUCAAAGAAAAGAAAAAAAAAAAAAGAACGGUCAGAAGGAUACCAAACAAACACUUUGGCUUAGAAAGCGGCCAAAGGACGAAAGAACCGCGGCCAGGACUUAAACUUGAAAUCACGCAUACGCCGCGGCGAAAUCUCGCUCUCUCUCUUUGCCGCCGCGCAGGGGAAAAGCCAGCCAAUCCGAAGAAGCGCAGAGAUUGCCCGAGGGGUUGCUGAGGGGAAAGCGGAGAAAGCGGAGAAAGCGCAGAAAGCGGAGAAAGCAGGCAAAGCAGGCGAGAGAGCUGCUGCUGCUGCUGGUGGGCAUCAUCUUAUGAUGUCAUCAGAGGAGUACGAGGCGGACUGUUUUGGUUUGUACAGCGAUGAGAACAACGUGCUGCUGAAGGCAACCGAGCCGGAGACAACAGCGGCCACCAAGCAGCAACAUCAUCAGCAACAGCAGCAACAGCAACAGCAGCAACAGCAGCAACAUCAGCAACCACCGCCGAGCAGCAACGGUCACACGUCACCAAUACCCUUACAAAUCAACGGCGACGGCAACGCGGCGAAUUGCGGCGAGAGUACCAAGACUAAUACCAAUACAAGCAGCAACAGCGGCAACAGCGGCAACAGCAACACCAAUACAGACGCAGACAAGGAGCAAGAGAGAGAGAAGGCGAAGGAGAAAACAAACGACGACGAAGCCGAGUCUGACGAUUCCGACGACGACGUCGUUGUCGUGCUCGAAGGCUGCGAAGGCAACGCCAGCAGCAGCAGCAACAGCAACAGCAGCAAUAACAGCAGCAACGCCAGCAGCAACAACCACAAGGCGGCGGCAACGACAACGACAACGGCAACGGCAACGACGACGACGACGACGGCGAACCAUUGUAAUCGCAGUGGCGGCAGUCGCAGUCAUCGCAGCGCCCGCAGUAGUCGGCAAAUCAGUCAGUCAACGGCCGUCGGCAAGACAACAACGUGCGCGGCUAAAAAACCAACAGCAACACUAGCGCCCACGCCAACAGCAAAGAAUUCGAACGUAAAUUCAAACGGUAGCGGUACGGGAAACGGAAACGGAAACGCGAAUAGUAAAGUGAAUCGUCGUUCGCGUCAAAGAUCCUUGAGCAAAGACAUAAGCAAUCAGCAAUCGAUCAGUCAUAGUAUUAGCAACAGCAACAGCAACAGCAACAGCAACAGCAAUAGCAGCAACGGCGGAGCAACGGCAACCGCUGCUGGCUUCAUGAGUAGCGCUGCCGCGGCUGCUGCGGGUGCCGCUGGUGGAGGAGCCCUGUUCCAACCACAAUCGGUCAACAGCACGGCCAGUAAUAAUAACAAUAAUAAUAAUAACAACAAUAUCAGUUCGAGCACAAACACACCGGCUGCAGCCGUAACUAGCCACUCGCCCACGAGCAACUCACCGGUUUCGGGCGCCAGCUCGGCCUCGUCCUUGUUGACGGCCGCCUUUGGCAACCUGUUCGGUGGCUCCUCGGCCAAGAUGCUGAACGAGCUCUUCGGCCGCCAGAUGAAGCAGGCCCAGGACGCAACGAGUGGCCUGCCCCAGAGCUUGGACAACGCCAUGCUGGCCGCCGCCAUGGAGACGGCCACCAGUGCUGAGCUGCUGAUCGGCAGCCUCAAUUCCACGUCCAAGUUGCUGCAGCAGCAGCAGCAGCAGCAACAGCAGCAGCAGCAUGUGAACAACAACAACAGCAUGGGGCACGCGAACAAUACGCCGCUGAGCAAUGGCACGAAUGCCUCGAUCUCGCCGGGAUCGGCCCACAGCUCAAGUCACUCGCACCAGGGCGUUUCGCCGAAGGGCAGUCGCCGGGUGUCGGCCUGCAGUGAUCGCUCCUUGGAGGCGGCAGCAGCAGAUGUUGCCGGUGGCUCGCCGCCACGAGCGGCAUCGGUGAGUUCGCUGAACGGAGGCGCCAGCGGGGCCAGUGGCGAGCAGCAUCAGUCGCAGUUGCAACACGAUCUGGUGGCCCAUCACAUGCUGCGCAACAUACUGCAGGGCAAGAAGGAGCUGAUGCAACUGGACCAGGAGUUGCGCACUGCCAUGCAGCAGCAACAGCAGCAACAGCAGCAACAGCAACAGCAGGAGAAGGAGCAACUGCACUCCAAGCUCAAUAACAAUAAUAACAACAAUAUUGCUGCCACCGCCAACAACAACAACAACAACACCAUGGAGAGCAUCAACCUGAUCGACGAUUCGGAGAUGGCGGACAUCAAAAUCAAGAGUGAGCCGCAGACGGCCCCGCCGCCGCAGCAAUCGCCGCACGGCAGCAGCCACAGCAGCCGCAGUGGGAGUGGCAGGAGCAGUGGUAGCCACGCCAGCCACGGCAGCCACAGCAGCCUGGCCAGCGAUGGCAGUCUGCGAAGGAAGUCCUCCGACUCUUUGGACAGCCGGGGUGCCCAGGACGAGGCGCAGGACGAGGAGGAGCAGGCCGCGGCCAAGCCCGAGGCCAGCCAGCUGCCCAUGUCCAUGCCGAUGUCCAUGCCCAUGCCCACCAAGAAGGAGGCCGUGGACGACAUGCUCGACGAGGUGGAGCUGCUGGGCCUGCACUCGCGCGGCUCCGACCUGGAGAGCCUGGCCUCGCCCAGCCACUCGGACAUGAUGCUGCUGGACAACAGCAAGGACGAUGUCCUGGACGAGGACGACGACGACGACUGCGUGGAGCAGAAGCGCGAGUCCAGCAGCAGCAGCGGCGGCGGCUGCCUCAAGAAGCCGGGCAUGGAGCUGAAGCGCGCCCGUGUCGAGAACAUCGUGUCGGGCAUGCGAUGCAGCCCAUCCUCCGGUCUGGUGCAGUCCGGACAACUCCAGGUGAACGGCUGCAAGAAGCGCAAGCUCUACCAGCCGCAGCAACACGCCAUGGAGCGCUAUGUGGCCGCCGCGGCGGGCCUCAACUUCGGCCUCAACCUGCAGAGCAUGAUGCUCGACCAGGAGGACAGCGAGUCCAACGAGCUGGAGUCGCCGCAGAUCCAGCAGAAGCGCGUGGAGAAGAACGCGCUCAAGUCGCAGCUGCGCUCCAUGCAGGAGCAGCUGGCCGAGAUGCAGCAGAAGUACGUGCAGCUGUGCUCGCGCAUGGAGCAGGAGUCCGAGUGCCAGGAGCUCGACCACGAUCCGGAUGCCGAGCAGGAGCACGAGCACGAGCACGAGCACGAGCACGAGCAGGAGCAGGAGCCGGAUAAUGGCAGUAGCGAUCACAUUGAGCUGUCGCCAUCGCCCACCCUAACCGGAGAUGGGGAUGUGAGUCCCGCCCACAAGGAGGAGGCGGUAGGACAGGAGCGACCCGGCUCCAGUUCGCCCUCGCCGUCGCCGCUGAAGGCCAAGACGGCGCUGGGCGAGAGCGGCGACUCGGGCGCCCACAUGCUGUCCCAGAUGAUGAGCAAGAUGAUGUCCGGCAAGCUGCACAAUCCGCUGGUGGGCGUGGCCCAUCCCGCCCUGCCGCAGGGCUUCCCGCCGCUGCUGCAGCACAUGGGCGACAUGUCGCACGCGGCCGCCAUGUACCAGCAGUUCUUCUUCGAGCAGGAGGCGCGCCUGGCCAAGGAGGCCGCCGAGCAGCAGCAGCAGCAGCAGCAGCAACAGCAGCAGCAACAGCAACAGCAGCAGCAGCAACAGCAGCAGCAGCAGGAGCAGCAACGUCGCUUCGAGCAGGAGCAACAGGAAAGCAGCGCCGCAAAGGAGGAGCAACAGCAGCAGAUCCAGCGCCAGCAGCAGCACUUGCAGCAGCUGCAGCAGCAGCAGCAGCAGCAAAUGGAGCAGCAGCACGUGGCCACGUCGGCGCCAAGGCCGCAGAUGCACCAUCCGGCGCCCGCGCGACUGCCCACGCGAAUGGGCGGGGCCGCCGGGCACACCGCCCUCAAGUCGGAGCUGAGCGAAAAGUUCCAGAUGCUGCGCGCCAGCAACAACAGCUCGAUGAUGCGCAUGUCCGGCACGGACCUGGAGGGACUGGCCGACGUGCUCAAGUCGGAGAUCACCACGUCGCUGUCCGCUCUGGUGGACACCAUCGUGACCCGCUUCGUCCACCAGCGGCGGCUGUUCAGCAAGCAGGCGGACUCCGUGACGGCGGCCGCCGAGCAGCUGAACAAGGACCUGCUGCUGGCCUCCCAGAUCCUCGACCGCAAAUCGCCGCGCACCAAGGUGGCGGACAGGCCCCAGAACGGACCCAUCGCGCCCGCAUCACAAUCAGGUAAUAAUGGUUCACUACUCCUAGCUAAUAGUCAAAUGCCCUCCCAAACGACCGCCAGCGGGUCGAGUGGGCAGCAGCAGCAGCAGCAGCAGCAACAGCAGCAGCAGCAGCAGCAGCAACAGCAACAGAAUGCGCAGCAGCAACAUCAGGUCGCGCAGCAGCAGCAACAGCAGCCGCAGCAGCAGCAGCAGAGUGUGGGUCAAGCGCAGCAGCACCUGCAGCAGCAGCAAUCGCAUCCGUUGCUGCCGCCCAGCUGCCAACAGCUGAUCUCGGCCCCCCGUCUAAAUGGCAGCCAGCUGUCCUUCGCCUCGCCCGCCGCUGCUGCAGCCGCUGCCAUGGGUCUGCAGAUGCACCAUGCCGCCGCAGCAGCAGCAAUGUCCGCCCAACAGCAGCAGCAGCAGCAACAGUCGGGCGAUCCCGGCGCAAGUACUAACCCAAACGGCGGACCAGCGAACCCCACUAACAGUAGCUUAAGUACCCUUAAUAUACCGCCUCCUCACAUUCGUCCUUCGCCCACAGCGGCUGCAAUGUUCCAGGCGCCGAAAACGCCGCAGGGCAUGAACCCGGUGGCCGCCGCCGCGCUCUACAACUCGAUGACCGGUCCCUUCUGCCUGCCGCCCGACCAACAGCAGCAGCAGCAGUCGGCCCAGCAGCAACAGUCCGCCCAGCAGCAGCAGCAGCAGCAGCAGAGUGCGCAGCAGACGCAGCAGCAGCUGGAGCAGAACGAGGCCCUCAGCCUGGUGGUGACGCCGAAGAAGAAGCGCCACAAGGUGACCGACACGCGCAUCACCCCGCGCACCGUGAGCCGCAUCCUGGCCCAGGAUGGUGUGGUGCCGCCCAACGCUGGACCUCCGACCACCCCCCAGCAGCAGCAGCAACAGCAACAGCAGCAGCAGCAGCAGCAACAGCAGCAGCAGCAGCAACAGGCGUCGAACGGCGGCAACAGCAAUGCCAAUCCCGCACAAAGUCCGACGAGGAGCAGCGGAGGAGGAGCCGCAUACCACCCACAGCCGCCGCCACCACCACCACCCAUGAUGCCCGUGUCCUUGCCCACAUCGGUGGCCAUUCCCAAUCCCUCGCUGCACGAGUCGAAGGUCUUCUCGCCGUACUCGCCGUUCUUCAACCCGCACGCGGCCGCCGGCCAGCCAUCGGCCGCCCAGCUGCACCACCAGCAGCAGCACCACCAGCAGCACCACCCGCACCACCAGCCCAUGCAGCUGUCCUCCAGUCCGCCGGGCAGCCUGGGCGCCCUGAUGGACUCGCGCGACUCGCCGCCGCUGCCCCACCCGCCGUCGAUGCUCCACCCCGCCCUGCUGGCCGCCGCCCACCACGGCGGCUCGCCGGACUACAAGACCUGCCUGCGGGCCGUCAUGGACGCCCAGGAUCGACAGUCCGAGUGCAACUCGGCCGACAUGCAGUUCGACGGCAUGGCUCCUACUUCUUCUACAUUGACACCGAUGCACCUGCGCAAGGCCAAGCUGAUGUUCUUCUGGGUGCGCUAUCCCAGCUCCGCGGUGCUCAAGAUGUACUUCCCGGACAUCAAGUUCAACAAGAACAACACAGCACAAUUGGUGAAAUGGUUCUCGAAUUUCCGAGAAUUCUACUACAUACAAAUGGAGAAAUAUGCACGACAAGCUGUCACCGAAGGCAUCAAGACACCCGAUGAUCUGUUGAUUGCUGGAGAUAGUGAAUUGUAUCGCGUGCUCAAUUUGCACUACAAUCGCAAUAACCACAUUGAGGUACCCCAGAAUUUCCGCUUCGUGGUCGAAUCGACACUGCGGGAGUUCUUCCGUGCAAUACAGGGUGGCAAAGACACCGAGCAGUCGUGGAAGAAGUCCAUAUACAAGAUCAUCUCGCGCAUGGACGAUCCCGUGCCCGAGUACUUCAAGUCGCCCAAUUUUUUAGAGCAGCUGGAAUAAGUGGAGGAGUUGGCGCUGCCGACGCUGCCGCUGCCACUGCCGCACUCGCUGGGAAUGCCACCGCCCAUCAGUCCGGCCUCCACCACCACCUGCAGCAGCACUACGACCACCAACUCCAGGGCCGGCAGCAGCCAUUCGAAGGCGCGGCGCAGGCCAAAGCUAAAAGGCUAAACCUGCGCAGGAAACACGACUGGAUAUGAUCAACUCCCCAGCCAAACAAAAACAAACAGUAUCCAGACACAACAGACACACACACAGGAAAAGGAACUUAGACAUAGCUGAGGGUUUUGCAGACACACAAGAGUCGAAAACGCGUUUAGAAAGCAAACACAAUGAGCCAAAUAUUUUUUCAAAAAUUUCUAAAACCACACAACGCAAACUUAUAAACACACUCACACACAAUACACAUGAACCUCAGCAAAAGAGCGAUCAGAAUAUGAAGAAAAAGUAGGCCAGCGAGAUUCUAGUCUCCCAGGCCGAUUGAACAGAACCAGAAGUAAACAUAGAGCAGCAAGUCUUAAUCUAAUGUGAAAUAGUGCAAAUUGAACAAAAAAAACCUGAGCCACACACCUGAGAACACCCACACACCGAGCGUAAUUUACAGGCAGUGUAAACUGUACUCGCCGUUGGUUUGUUAGUUGAAAUUUUUUUAAAAAUAUUUACAGCAUAUUACGUAUACGUAUGAAUAUUUAACAAAUAGUUGAGCCGUCUAAUGAUCUACCGAAAGUUGACACACAUUCCAAAAAAAAAAAGAGACACCAACACAAUAACCACACGCAUUCCACGCACACACACACACACCCACAUCGGUACAAAGUGUGUGUUCAUUUGAGAGAGCGAAAGUCGCUUAGCCAAACAGGAAGUGGACUUAUCCGCACUGCUUGGCCGAUCGACUUUUCGGUAAGCAGUUUCUCCCGCCCAGCUGUGCACUGCUUUACAAAAGCAGGCACUGCUUUGGCGGGCAAAAAUCGGAAGCUAAUCUUAAAAUCUCCCGAAAGCUAAGAUUGCUAUAUCCCCUUAACCCCCCUUUAAGCGCUAAGCAUAUAUUUGAUGUCUAUUAAGCGAAACUAAAAGCAAAAAAUUACCAAAAAAAAGUUAAGAAAUUGCGAAAACUAUUUAGAUUUUUAAUAAGAAAGCCAGAGUUAUUUGUACGAGCAGCGGGCGUUAGGGUAGUUAAAUUUAUCAUUUACAAUACGUUAUGCGAACCUAUGACCAAAGUUAAUUGUUAACAUGAAUCCCUUGAAUACGGUUAUUUUUAAUCAAUUCUUAUACUUUAGUGCCCUACUUUUGAGCACGCAUCUUAAUUUUAUAGAAUAAUCAACAUACACACCAACACACCAACACAUCACAAACACACACACACACACUAGUCUGUUAUUUAUGUAAAUAAUUUAUACGUUUAGUUAAGUUAACGUUUAGUUUAAUUAAUUUACUUUACUUGGCCUUGAGUUGCAACAAAACAAAAUAUACACGAAACACCAAAAAUACCAAUUAAAAAUAUCGUUUUUUCUUCCUCUUGAUUUAAAAAAAAAAAAAACAUACCAUUUAUACGAUUUUAAUCCCCGAUCUCUGGCUGGCUGGGAUCGAUCAUGCACUUCUCACUCAUCAGCACAGCAGACACAGCAUGGAAAGUGGGCGGGUUUAGA
Molecule: messenger RNA, 9231 nt
Organism: Drosophila gunungcola (fruit fly)
Lineage: Eukaryota; Metazoa; Arthropoda; Insecta; Diptera; Drosophilidae
Gene: pros
Product: homeobox protein prospero
Biological process (GO): regulation of transcription by RNA polymerase II
Cellular component (GO): nucleus
Molecular function (GO): DNA-binding transcription factor activity, RNA polymerase II-specific; RNA polymerase II cis-regulatory region sequence-specific DNA binding
Source: RefSeq, a predicted model, not a curated record